AACGUGCAGCAGCUGCAUAACAAGUGGAUGAACGUGCACACCAGCAUGCAGGACACCCUGAUUGGGCCGCUCAGUAAGCGGAUGAAUGAGGACCCAGACGCCAUGUUCGCGCGGCUGAUCAAGACCGACGAGAACUUCCGCUUCUUGCACGAGUGUCUGGAGUGGGUUCGCGAGAAGCUGGGUCAGCUUCAAGAGGCCGAGUACGGACACGACCUCCACUCGUGCCAGGAGGAGCUGGAAUCCCACCACAAACAGCACAAGGUCAUCGACCAGUUCCAGGUGAACCUGGACCGCUGCGUGGCCGCCAAGAACAACUACGACCAUGAUGAGCUGGCGCUGUACAUGCGUGUGCUGAGCCAGCUGCAGAAGACGUACGCCGACCUGCUGUCCAUCUCCAACAAGCGGCUCUCCGACCUGAUGAUCCUGCACGACUUCAUCCAGGGCGCCACCAACGAGCUCAUCUGGCUGAACGAGAAGGAGGAGGCCGAGGUCAACCGCGACUGGAGCAACCGCAACCAGGACCUGCGCCAGCUGGACGCGCACUAUGAGCACGUGAUGAGCGAGCUGGAGCGGCGCGAGCGACAGUUCAACGCCAUCCAGGAGCAGGGCGGCUCGCUGGUGGCGCAGCACCACCCGGCCUCCAAGACGGUGGAGGCUUACCUGGCUGCCAUGCAGACCCAGUGGUCCUGGCUGCUCCAGCUCACACUCUGCCUCGAGACGCACCUCAAGCACGCACAGAUCGCGCACAAGCUCUUCCAGGACGUGGACGAAAUGGCGCACGUUAUUAGGGAACAGGACGAGCGCCUCAACACGGAGUUCAGCCAGACGGACUUCACGCUGGACGAGGGCGAGCAGCUGCUGCGCGACAUGCAGGAGCUGCGUGACCAGAUGAGCGGCCAGGCGGAGGUCAUCGACGAGCUGGAGCGGCGCGCGCACCUGGUGACGCCGCAGCGCCAGCGCCGCGAGCGCCUCGACGGCCCGCUGCCGGUCACCAGUAUCUGCCAAUACAAGAACGCCAACAUGACGAUCCAGAAGCAGGAGAAGUGCACGCUGCUGGACAACAGCCACCGGACCAAGUGGCAGGUGCGCUCAGCCGGUGGUCAGCAGGGCGCGGUGCCUAGCGUCUGCUUCCUGCUGCCGCCGCCCGACCAGGAGGCCCUGGAAGCGGUGCAGCGGCUCAAGCGACAGUACGAGAUGUCCAUCACGCUCUGGCAGCGCAAGCAGCUGCGCAUGCGCCAGAACAUGAUCCUGGCCACCAUCAAGGUGGUCAAGAGCUGGGACCUGCAGCAGUUCAUGGCGAUGGGCAGGGACCAGAGGGACGCGAUCCGACGAGCUCUCAACGAGGACGCCGAGAAGCUGAUCCAGGAGGGCGACCCGAAGGACCCGCAGCUGCGUCGGCUGCGACGUGAGAUUGACGAAGUCAACCGACUCUUCGACGAGUUCGAGCGUCUGGCGGCCGAGGCGAACCCGACCAACCAGUUCAACACCAAGGUGACGUCGCUGGAGUCGGAGCUGACGAAGGCGGAGGGCGAGCUGGCGGACCGCUGCACGGCGCCCAUCCCGCGCGACGCCCGCGACGCUCAGCGGCUGGUGACCAAGCACAAGGACUGGGAGAACCGGCUGCAGCGUCACGAGCCGACACUGGAGGAGGUGCGCACCAUAUACGACUCGCUCAGCAAAAAGACGCCCACAAUGCAGGCUAAGCUCGACAGAGUGAACACGCAGUGGGAGAGCAUCUGGAAGAUGUCACACACUUACAUUGAACGUCUGAAGUGCGUUGAGGUGACCGUAAAUGAACUGGAGGAGGCUACCAAUGUGGUCAGUCACCUGGAGGCCAAGCUGAGCGACUACCGCCAGCUUCCCGACGACCGCGAAGGUCUGAAGUCGGCCCACCUCAGCCUGGUGGACCUGCAGAACAACCUGCAGAAGAAACAGGGUGCGAUCGAACAGCUCAACGUUGACAUGGGUAAGACGCGCAAGACGACGGAGCGGACGCGUCCCCGGCAGCGGAACCACCCGGACGUGGAGGAGCUGGAGGACGACGUCAACCGCGUCACCAAACAGUGGACCAACUGCUGCGAGGGCGUCGUCGACAGGCUGCGCUCUGUGGACCAGGCGGCGGACCUGCUGGCGCAGUACGAGCAGAAGGAGCGCAUGGAGCGCCAGUGGGCCUCGCAGAUGGAGGCGGAAGCGCGGCACCGGCAGCAGGAGGAGGAGCGCGCUCGGCAAGCGGUGAUCGAGAAGUACCGCCAGUGUGACGAGUCGAUCGCCGACUUCCUGGGCUGGAUGGCCAAGGUGGAGAAGCGGUUGGCCAGUCAGGAGGAGGUCCAGGAGGACGUCCCCAAGCUCCGCAACCAGAUCAACGUGGUCAAGGCCAUCAAGGAUGAGCUGAAGCAGCAGCAGCGCCCGGUGUUCGCGGCGCUGGACCAGGUGCAGGACGUGGCCGAGCGUGCCGGCGACAUCCUUUCCAAGGACGAGCUCAAACAGCUGCAGCACAAUGGACAGGAGCUGCGCCAGCGAUACGACACCGUGACGGACCGCAGCGACCAGCUGCUGCGGAGCCCUCGGCGCCUGCCUGGACGAGCUGAGCAAGUACCGCUCCGACCUGGACACGUUCGAGGUGAGCGGCCGUGCUGCCGCGGCCGGCCGGCGGAGGCCGCCACUCGGGUCCGCUGCGGACGCUCGGUGAUGAUCCGGCACUCCGGCAUGCGACCUGGCUCACCCGGGCCACGCACACGCGUGUCGGACAAGGAGCGGCAGCUCUCCGACCUGGGCAAGCUGAAGUCGAGCGAGCAGGGCUGCCGUGACCUGAAGUUUAUCGACGAGAGCAAGGAGCACCUGAAGACGCUCAACGACUUCCGCACCACCUGCACGCAGCGCAUGGCCGUCAUGUCGAGCCGCGCGACUACGGUCAAGGGGUCAAGCGCGUACCAGGACCUGCUGGGCCGCGCCAACAAGCUGUCGGACAAAGUGUCCAGCCUGGGCGGCAGGCCAGCGGCAAGUUGUUCGACAACGCACACGGCGUCGGCCGCGCAGCUGGUGAAGGCGCUCGAGGGCCAGAUCACCCCGAAGGAGGGCGAGCGCAUCACGCGCCCGCCGACCGACCUGACCGAUCAGUACCGCCGGCUCUCCGACGCCGUCAUCGACCGCUGCCAGGCGCUGGACAUGGCGCUGGUGCAGUCGCAGGGCGUGCAGGACGGUCUCGACUCGCUGAUGGCGUGGUUGAACCAGGCCGAGGCGCGGCUCAAGUCCAUCCUGAAGCCGGCCAGUCUGAACCGCGAUCGCCUGACGGAGCAGGUGCAGGAGCAGCGGCUGCUGCAGACCGACAUCGACUCGCACCAGCCGGGCGUCGACCAGAUCCAGCGCUCCGCGCGCCAGCUGCUCGAGACGCCCUCUAACGCGCGCAUCGCCAAGAAGAUCGAGGAGAACCUGCGCGAGCUGACGACGCGCUUCGACAAGCUGCACGAACGGUGCCAGGAGCGCGGCCGUCAGCUGGACGAGGUGGCCUCGCAGACCGACAACUUCUGGGGCAAGGCCGAGCGCUUCGAGCAUUGGUUCGUCGAGAUCUUCGAAGUGGUGGAGUCGCAGGAGAUCAUCAAGCUGAACGCCGAGUCGUACACGAGCAAGAUGGACGAGCUGGCGUGCCGGCGUGACGCGGGCCGGCCCGACUACGAGGCGGCCGUGCGCACCGGCACCGCCCUCGUGGGGCGCCGUGACGUCACUGACACGGCUGUUACCAAGGACAAGGUCAAGGAAAUGGAGGCGCAGUGGCGCGAGCUGCAGGACCUGCUGGACGAGCGGCUUCAGGAGGGUCGCACUCGCUCCGACUCCCUCAACGCCUACGAAAAGCUCAAGGAGGACGUGCUGACUUGGAUGAAAAAGAUGGAGACCCGCAUCGACUCCCUGCAGCCGGUGGCCGUGGACCAGAAGCUGCUGAAGCAGCAGAGCGACGAGCUCAAGCCACUAGUGAAGGAACACGGCCAGUACGUGACCACGAUCGACAAGGUGAAUGACCUGGGCAACCAGUACGACGCCUUGCUGCGGGCCGAUCGGGCCGAGACGCCGUCCCGACGUCGCUCCUCCGUCACGCCCGCCAAGAAGACGUCCGUCGUCUCCCACGGACGCCGCUCCGUCACGCCUCUGUCAUCAGUGCGUAAGCCCUCUUUCGAGCGCUCGUCGCCGGCUCCCGGCCGGCCCAGCCGCCGUGAGUCGCAUGCUGACGGAUAUGUCGGUCUGGACGACCAAUCGCCGAUCCAGGCGCAGCUGAACGAGAUCAACCAUCGCUACCAGAUGGCAGGUACGCGGCUCACCGACCGGCAAGCGGACAUCGACACCGUCAGCGACGAAGUGCGCCGCCACAUGGACACGCUGAAGCAGCUGCAGCAGUUCCUGGACAAGACGGAGCGCCAGCUGCCGCGCGACGCCGUGCCGCAGAGCCGCGACGAGGCCGACAAGCAGCUGCGCGCCGUGCGAGCGCUCGUGGAGGAGGUGUACGAGCGGCAGCCGGCGCUGGACGGCCUGAAGACACAAGCGGGCGAGCUGCUGCGCCGGCGGCCCGGCGUGCCCGGCGCCGACCUGCUGCAGGGCGCGCUCACUGACGUGGUGGAGCGCUGGCGCGCGCUGCAGGAACGGCUCAAGGCGCGCCAGCGCAAUCUGCAGGACAGCCGCCAGUUCUUCGACACGCACGACCAGCUGAAUGGCUGGCUGCAGGCCAAGGAGAAGAUGCUGACGGUGCUGGGGCCGCUGAGCUCGGACCCGCGGCUCGUGCAGAUGCAGAGCCAGCAGGUAGCCGUGCUGAGGGACGAGUUCGCCGGCCAGUACCCCACCCUGCAGACGCUGAACCGCGUCGGUCAGGCGCUCGUGGAGGAGGCAGAGCCGGACAGUGCCACCGCGCAGAAGGUGGGAGACAAGCUACGCAAGACCAACGACAAGUGGGAGGAGCUGAUCGCCAAGCUGGAGGAUCGGGAGCAGAACCUGGACGCCGCCUCGGGCGCCAGCCAGCAGUUCAACGAGUCGCUGGGUCGCCUGCAGCGCGACCUGCAGAAGAUCGGCGACAACUUCGACGACCUGUCGACGGAGCGCACUGAGCCGCAGCAGAAGCUGAAGAAGCUGAACCAGCUCCAGCACCAGGUGGACGAGCUGCGACCGCAGCUAGCUGAGCUGGAAGCGCUCGGUGAGGAGCUGUGCAACGUGCUGACCGACCCGUCGGCCAAGACCGAGGUCAAGGACAAGCUGUACCAGCUGGGCCGCCAGCAGAACCAGCUGCAGAAGAAGAUGGACAACCUGCGCGCCGAGCUGGAGAACUCGCUGAAAGAGGACCGCGAGUUCGAGGACGGCUGCGCGGACGUACAGGAGUGGAUCAAGGACUGCGUCGACCAGAUGGGCCGCCCGCUGAAGGUGUCAGCCGACGCCGACAGGCUGGCGCGCCAGGUGGCAGAGUACGAGCCCGUCUACAAGAGUGUGACGGCGCGCGAGCACGAGGUGUUCCUCGUCCAGCGCAAGGGCCAGGACCUGCUCGCCAAGACGACCAACAAGCAGGAGGCCAAGACGCUGCAGAAGUUCCUGGAUAAGCUGCAGAAGGACUGGGACGGCAUGAAGCGGGAGGCAGUGAGUCGCCACACCCGUCUGCAGACGUGCUCCGACCUCUGCCGCAAGUACCACGCGGCGCUGGAGAGGUUCGCGCCCUGGCUGGACAAGGCCGAGGACCGGCUGGACCGCAUGCAGCCCAUCAGCUUCCGCAAGGCCGACAUCCAGAAGCAGCUGCGCGAGGUGCAGGCGUUCAAGAACGACGUGUCGCUGCACUCGGGCGAGCACGAGCAGACGCAGUCGGGCGGCGACGCGCUGCUCGCCGCCACCGACACUGACAAGGAAGGUGUGCAGGCCGACCUGCAGCUGCUACGGCAGCGCUGGGACGCCCUGAGCGCCGCCGCCGUCGGCCGCCUGCAGGCGCUGGAGGACGUGGCCGCCAAGGUGGGCGACUUCCAGGACAAGCUGCGCGACCUGGAGCACGGCCUGCAGCGCUGCGAGGACCGGCUCGGGGCGCACGACGCGCUCGGCGGCGGCCGCGACCCGCGCAUGCUGGGCCGCGUCAAGGACCUGCUGCAGGAGGCCGACCAGCUGGGCCAGCAGCUGGAGAAGGUGCGCGGCGCUGGCGACGAGCUGCGUCAGGACGCACACCAGCUGGGCUCCAGCGCAGACCACGUCAAGGACGACGUCGAUCGCGUCGACCGACGGCUGCGCGACUACGUCAAUGAGCGGCUCAAGGGGCUCUACCACCAGCUGGGUGUGCUGGAGGAGGAGCUGGACAACAUGGCGCCGGUGGCGCGCGAGGUCAUCAUCGUGCAGAAGCAGGUGACGGAGAUCACCGUCUUCAUGGAGAAGGUGGUGCACGAGCGACACGAGCUGGACGCCGCCGAGAAGACGGUCCAGGGCCUCGUUCAGGAGUGUGGUGGCCGAGAACUACACUGCGUGUGA
Molecule: messenger RNA, 6474 nt
Organism: Pollicipes pollicipes
Lineage: Eukaryota; Metazoa; Arthropoda; Thecostraca; Pollicipedomorpha; Pollicipedidae
Product: dystonin-like
Exons: 27
Coding region: 28-6474 (2148 amino acids)
Biological process (GO): wound healing; cytoplasmic microtubule organization; intermediate filament cytoskeleton organization
Cellular component (GO): hemidesmosome; intermediate filament; membrane
Molecular function (GO): structural molecule activity; protein binding
Source: RefSeq, a predicted model, not a curated record